Malus domestica (apple) is the source of this 1216-nucleotide messenger RNA. Its product is annotated as metalloendoproteinase 1-MMP-like. Gene Ontology annotation, molecular function: metalloendopeptidase activity; zinc ion binding. Gene Ontology annotation, biological process: proteolysis; collagen catabolic process; extracellular matrix organization. The record is from RefSeq and is a predicted model, not a curated record. Gene Ontology annotation, cellular component: extracellular matrix. Lineage: Eukaryota; Viridiplantae; Streptophyta; Magnoliopsida; Rosales; Rosaceae.
UGUCCCUUACAUGCCAUCUAUAGAUUAGCAUAUGAUUGUUCUGCAAUCUCAAAGCUCAACUCCCAAGAUAACUAACAUAACCGAAAAAUCAAACCAUGUUCCCAUUUUUUAGGUACAACUCUGUCUUCUUCUUCUUCAUAUGUCUUUGCUUCCUCUGUUUUUCCCGCCCUGCCUUUCCCGCCAGAAUCUUACCGGACUCAGUACCUGUAUUAACUGAUGCCUCCGACGUCCACAAUGCCACAUGGCACGGCUUCUCAAGGUUCCUAGACGCCGGCAGAGGAAGCCUAGUCAGCGGCAUGUCGGAGCUCAAGAACUACAUGCACCGCUUCGGCUACUUACCCAAUUCCAACUUCACCGAUUUCUUCGACACCGAAUUUGAGUCGGCCCUGACGCUAUACCAGUCCAAGCUGAGCCUGCCCGUUACAGGCAAGCUGGACACUGACACAAUCUCAGCGAUCAUUUCGCCUAGAUGUGGUGUUAGUGAUGCGUCGCAACAUACUGCCUUGCAUGCGACCCGUCACUUCGCCUACUUCUAUGGCAAGCCGAGGUGGGAGCGCCCUUCCCCGCUCACUUACGCUUUCUCCCCCAACCACACGGUCAGUUACCUGAACCCAUCGGAUGUUCGAGACAUUUUUUGCCGCGCUUUUUCGCGGUGGUCGGCGGUUAUCCCCGUGAACUUCACCGAGACGCAGAACUACACUUCCGCGGAUAUUAAAAUAGGGUUUUACCGCGGCGACCAUGGAGACGGGAAGCCGUUCGAUGGGGUGUUAGGUGUGCUGGCGCAUGCUUUUUCGCCCGAAAACGGGCAGUUCCACCUUGACGAGGCGGAAUCGUGGGCCAUUGAUUUCAAAACGGAUAAGUCAAAGGAGGCGAUUGAUUUGGAAUCGGUGGCGACUCAUGAGAUAGGUCAUGUACUCGGGCUGGCUCACUCCUCGGUCAAGGAGGCCGUGAUGUACCCGAGCCUGCGUCCUCGGACCAAGAAGGUGAACCUCAGGGUUGAUGACGUGGAAGGUGUCCAAGCUUUGUACGGUUCAAACCCUAAUUUCAGGUUUAGCUCAUUGCUGAGUGAAAAUUCUUACAACCAUGCAGUUUCUUUGGACCCGAGGUCUUCCUCUAAGUGGUCAGUUUCUUUAACACUCACCAUCACUUUGGUAUUAAUUUUAGGCCUUUGGCAACCUGAGAAUUAUUGGUAGCCUCCAAUUUUCUAUUCUUAAUC